Biomphalaria glabrata is the source of this 2951-nucleotide messenger RNA. Its product is annotated as ankyrin repeat domain-containing protein 17-like. Gene Ontology annotation, molecular function: protein binding. The coding region runs from base 33 to 2951 and encodes 972 amino acids. Lineage: Eukaryota; Metazoa; Mollusca; Gastropoda; Planorbidae. The record is from RefSeq and is a predicted model, not a curated record. The transcript is spliced from 2 exons.
CCUAGGACGAUUGGUCUGGGAUACGUAAAUGCAUGACCGAUGCUCCAAGAUGGCUACUGAUAUAUAAAAGACACGCGUGGACGUUGGUCACUAGACGCUGCUCAAACCAUUUCCUCUCUCUCACGUUUAAGUCGGUGUGUGUAUUCAGUGUGUGUAUUCGGUGUGUGUAUUCAGUGUGUGUAUUCUUGCAUAUGUCAGUGAAAUCAAUACCAGAUGUUGAUGAUAACAUGGCGGAAACUAAGGACAAACUUCAGCUCGAUGACUCCUCCUUGUUUAGAACAAUAAAUUCCGAAAGCUCAUCAGAGAUUGAAGAACUUUUGAGACUGUGUGAUUCCAAAAGUACACACUUCUCUAACCACGCCCUGAACUGGGCAGUCCUACAGGCUUGUAAUAUAGGCCACGCCCAUUUACUUCAGUUUCUCCUCCAAGAUGGCACGCGAUUAGAACUCAGGGACGACAACGGAAACACACCUCUUAUGAUUUGCUCCAUGCGAGGUUUUCCAGGCAUUGUGGGUAUACUUCUGGGCAUGUCCGCAGACGUCAAUGCUAAAAAUAAGAAUGGCGAUACGGCGCUAAUGUUGGCUACGUCAAUGGAAGUAAUCAAGUGUUUAAUAGAGGAUGAACGUUUACACCUAGAUGAACAAAACUCCACUGGGAACACUGCCUUAAUGUCAGCCAUAGAAACAUCUCAUCUCCAGAAAGUCAAAUUGCUGAUCAAUGCUGGAGCUAACCCGAAAAGAGAAGUCUCAAAGACUUGUCAGACUGGAUUACUUGUCAAUAGUUCAAAUGAAAGUGCCUUUGAUGUGGCCAAAAGAAUGGGGUUCGGUAAGCUGCUAGACUUGCUAUAUCGUGCCAAAUUGGUCAACUCAAAUCCUUUGCAGUUGGCCGCUGUUGAAAAUGACUUUGAGGCCUGCAUUGCGCUGCUGAAGUAUAAAUUAUGUGAUAAAGAUGAAACUCAAAAUAUUCAGCCUGACAUCCUCUGUCAUGUUCUUCGACAGAUACAGCAAAAGGAAGCUAUUCUUACAUCUGAUGUUGAAUUAGUUCAAGAGCUAUGCAGAUUAGGCAUGGACGUCAAUAGAUGUCAGUGCUGUACGAAGUCUCACAUGGAGCUCGUGCUGAACAUUGGAAGCUACGAACUGGCUGAAAUUUUUUGUGCUCACGCCGUUCAGGUUACUCACGACGAUGUGGUGUCCGCUGUUAAGGCAGAACAUGUCCGGAAUAUUCACCUUCUAGUAAACCAUGGGGCACCAGUUAACAAAUUCAACGAUCGGGGCCUUUUGACGUACAAGGAUUCUGCUCUAGAUAUUGCAUUGCAGAGCUCAUUAACGAGUGCAGCCAGCGUCCUUCUUUACCACGGUGCUGACCUCGACUCCGACUGUGCUGUCACUCAAGCCUUCAAGAGCAAGAACAUGAAGACGCUCUACUUUCUUCUGACAGAGUGUGCUGAAGCGACUAAGGCUGUGAUGCUAAAACCAGAAACUUUAAUACGAGCUGUGAAGUUAGGAGACAUUCAGCUAAUCCAGAUUCUGCUAGAGGCAGGAGCGGACAUUGACGGUGUCCACAACAACAUGACUCCACUUAUGAGCGCUUUCGACAUAGAGGUCAUAAAGUUUUUAUUAAACAAAGGAGCCAAUGUAAAUUUCAAAACUACCACAACAGCUUUGAUCUACGCACUAUCUUGGGAUUACUUCGACGACAUCAACUCGACCAUCCGUCCUAAGCUAAGCCCCAUAGAGAUGGAAGAGAAAAUGUUACCUGUGAUUAAUUUGUUUCUCAAACAUGGCGCUAAUUUAGAAGACUCUGUUGAUUAUGGGUGUACAGCUUUGAUGGAUUCCGCUAAAGGUUACUUUAGCACAGAGAUUCUCAAAUAUUUGAUUCAUACGGGAACCGAUGUAAACCAAAGUGACGAAUUGGGCUUGACAGCACUGCACGGUGCAGCGACUUAUCACAAAUUAGAUUUCGCUAAGGCUCUUUUAAAGCACGGAGCUGUUGUAAACUUGAAAAGUUUCAAUGGGCGAACCCCGCUACAUGAGGCUGUGAAAGAUGUAAAUAUCACACAUUUUUUUCUGGAAAAUCAAGCCAAAGUAAAUGCUAAGGAUGUCUAUGGAAACACACCACUGUCACUAGCAGUGAAGUAUUCCGGAGACAUGGUCGAUGUUGUCAAACUCCUGAUUGCCUCUGGUGCUGAUGUCAACCACAAAAACAAUUCAGGCAUGUCUCCUUUAUGGUUGGCCGCCCAAAACUUCAAUUUAAAAUGCAUGGAAUCGUUAAUCGAGGCGAAAGCUGAUUUAGGCCAUAGUGAGCAGCAUCAGAAGUCAGCAUUGUCCGUACUGCUUAACGAUUGGUUACCCAGUAAACAAUGCCAGGAAACAGCUUCGAUACUUAUGCAACAUGGUGCUAGUGCAGAAUUUGUCAGAUCUGACGUCAUUCAUCGCCUCAUCGCUGCUGGAAAUGACGGCAUUCUGAUUCAGAAACUUAUAAAAAGUCGUUUUUGUCCAACAGACAUCAUUCUGAAGAGUCCUGUUUUGAACUGGCCUGAGACUUGUGUCUCUCCUCUUGCCGUUUCAUUAAUUUUAGACAGUGUUGACUUCUGUCUUUAUCUAAUUGAGAAUUGGUAUUUGACCAAAUCAGACAUCAAAAUUUUAUCCAGAAACAAAAGGAUACUACAUUUCUUACAACAACGCAGAACUAAAGCUCUUUCAUAUCUGAAGCAAGUCUCCCGCCAACCAAUGAGGUUGGAGCUUUUGUGCUUCAUUACCGUCUCGUCUGCUUUAGGCUCUGACCGGGGCAGACGUCAAAGGGUACAUAACUCUAAACUUCCAGUCCCAUUUCAGGAUAUGCUCUUGUUCUCGAAACUAGAGGUCAAGGUCCUUCAGCAAGUGACUAGAAUGGGGACCAGUUUUCUUCAAGAACUGUCAGAAAACCAGGUCGAGGAGAACGACGAGGACUGA